Pristis pectinata (smalltooth sawfish) is the source of this 4632-nucleotide messenger RNA. RefSeq names its product mitogen-activated protein kinase kinase kinase kinase 5 (gene map4k5). The record is from RefSeq and is a predicted model, not a curated record. Gene Ontology annotation, biological process: protein phosphorylation. The transcript has 32 exons. Gene Ontology annotation, molecular function: MAP kinase kinase kinase kinase activity; ATP binding. NCBI's taxonomy places the organism in Eukaryota, Metazoa, Chordata, Chondrichthyes, Rhinopristiformes, Pristidae. The coding region runs from base 346 to 2955 and encodes 869 amino acids.
UAUUGAAGAUGAAGUAAGUGCCAGGCCGUGCAGGGUGCAGAGAGCGCGAGGGUGCCGGGGCAGGUCCGCGCCGCUCGCGAUCGCCGCCCGCCGCCGCUCGAGGAAACACGCAGAAGCCGUGGGGCAGGAAAUGGAGCGGGAGCCAUAUUUGGAGGCAGUGCGUAGUUUACCGAGUGACGGCCGGGGCGGAUGCAGCUGAGCGCACCCCAGCACCUCCGGGGAGACAUUCGCGGCUGGAGAAGGGGGGUGACUAGUGCGUGGUCGGAAAGCCAAAGGAGGAGAAGAGGGGGGUUGGGGGGGGGGAGGAGAGGAAGUUCCCGCCACUGAAGAGAGAGUGAGCGAACGAUGAACCCUCAGGGCCGUGCGAUCGCCAGCGGGGAUAUUCUGAGGAAGAACCCGCAGCUGGACUUCGAGCUGAUCCAGAGGGUCGGCAGCGGCACCUAUGGCGAUGUGUACAAGGCAAGGAAUCUGCAGACUGGAGAGCUGGCUGCAGUUAAAAUUAUCAAGUUGGAACCAGGAGAUGACUUUUCCAUUAUACAGCAAGAAAUCUUCAUGGUAAAGGAAUGUAAGCAUGCUAACAUUGUGGCCUAUUUUGGAAGCUACCUAAGCCGUGAGAAGCUAUGGAUCUGUAUGGAAUACUGUGGGGGUGGAUCCCUUCAGGAUAUGUACCAUGUAACAGGACCGCUGUCGGAACUGCAGAUAGCUUAUGUGUGCAGGGAAACCUUGCAGGGUCUGAGUUAUUUGCACAGCAAAGGAAAAAUGCACCGAGAUAUAAAGGGGGCCAACAUUUUACUGACAGAUCAUGGAGAUGUAAAGUUAGCUGACUUUGGUGUGGCCGCAAAGAUAACUGCAACUAUUGCCAAGAGGAAGUCCUUCAUUGGAACCCCAUAUUGGAUGGCUCCAGAAGUUGCUGCAGUAGAGAAAAAUGGUGGAUACAAUCAGCUAUGUGACAUCUGGGCAGUUGGAAUCACAGCUAUUGAACUGGCUGAACUGCAGCCGCCAAUGUUUGAUCUGCAUCCUAUGAGGGCAUUGUUCUUGAUGAGUAAGAGUGGAUUUCAACCCCCCAAGCUGAAAGACAAAAUGAAAUGGACUGCAACAUUCCAUUCUUUUCUCAAGAUAGCAUUGACAAAAAAUCCAAAGAAAAGACCAACAGCUGAGAAGCUACUGACUCAUGCAUUUUUAACACAAUCAACCUUAUCCAGAUCAUUGGCAGUAGAUUUAUUGGACAAAGUCAAUAAUCCUGAAAAUCACCAUCUUUUCAGCGAGGCGGAUGAUGAUGAUCUUGAGUCCCUCUCCGCUGUUCCUCAUACAAUUCGCUCCACCAACAAGAAUACAAGAGCAGAAAGGACACAAUCGGAGAUCAACUUUGACAAAAUGCAGUUUGAACCUCCUUUGAGAAAGGAAACUGAGGCUCACUGUGAAAUGGAGGUAACCAAAGGCGUAGAAUUUGGGUCAUCGUGGAGCCCAUUUGCAGAUGGAGGAAACAAGGGAUACAUAGCACACCAAGAAGAGGACUUUGACAAUGCACUGUCCACACUUAAACGAGCUGUUGUAGUUCCACCUCCACUUCCACCAAAGCCAAGAAUGCACAGUGUUUCAGAUCUUCCAGAUGAAGAGAGAUCUCUGACAGUCAAGAGGCAGCCUUGUACCAAAAAUGGACCAUCAGUUGUGCCAAGAAGACAGAGUACUCCAACAUCCCUAUAUCAAUCAGAAAUGCUUGAAUCAUCCCUUCCCAGCAGCAUCAGUAGCCCAGGAUUGCUUGAUACCAGAGCCAGUGACUUAGAAGGUCCUUCAGGCUUAAAUGGUGAACAUCCUCCAGCAUUACCUCGAAGAAAAGAAAAAAAAGAUUUCCCUAAGCCAGCCACCAAUGGCCUUCCUCCAACACCAAAAGUCCAUAUGGGAGCCUGCUUUACUAAGGUAUUUGAUGGAUGUCCUUUGAAGAUAAAUUGUGCUACCUCUUGGAUACAUCCUGAGACAAAAGAUCAGUAUUUAAUCUUUGGAACUGAUGAAGGCAUUUACACAUUAAAUCUGAAUGAACUUCAUGAAGCUUCAAUGGAGCAACUUUUUCCUAGACGAUGUACCUGGUUAUAUGUGAUCAAUGACAUUUUAAUGUCUUUAUCAGGUAAAACAUUUCAGCUUUAUUCACACAACCUAGUUGGCUUAUUUGAACAGGCAAAGAAACCUGGGUUAGCAUCCCAUAUUCAAACACAUCGUUUUCCUGAUAAGAUAAUACCUCGGAGAUUUGCCUUAACAACAAAAAUUCCUGAAACUAAAGGUUGCCACAAAUGUUGUAUUGUGCGGAAUCCAUACACUGGAUGGAAGUACCUCUGUGGGGCAUUGCAGUCUGGUAUUGUUUUGCUUCAGUGGUAUGAGCCAAUGCAAAAGUUCAUGCUAAUUAAGCAUUUUGAUUUUCCACUUCCAAACCCUCUGAAAGUGUUUGAAAUGCUUGUGGUACCUGAGCAAGAAUACCCAAUGAUCUGUGUAGCCAUCAGUAAGGGCAGUGAACCCAGCCAGGUGGUCCGGUUUCAGACAAUAAACCUGAAUUCUUCUUCCUCAUGGUUUACAGAAAUUGGUUCAGCUACCUGCCAGUUGGAUACCAUCCACGUAACCCAGUUGGAAAGGGAUACAGUUCUCGUCUGCAUGGAUCAAAAUGUCAAAAUUGUAAAUCUACAUGGUAAAUUGAAGUCGAGCAAAAAACUGGCAUCAGAGUUGAGUUUUGACUUCUGCAUUGAAUCAGUAGUGUGUCUUCAGGACAGUAUACUGGCCUUCUGGAAGCAUGGUAUGCAGGGCAAAAGCUUUAAGUCAAAUGAAGUCACCCAGGAGAUAUCUGAUAAAAGCAGAGUUUUUCGUCUGUUAGGAUCUGAUAGAGUUGUAGUACUAGAAAGUCGACCAACAGACAAUCCUAUGGCUUACAGCAAUCUCUAUAUCCUAGCUGGCCAUGAAAACAGUUACUAAGCAACACCAAGAAACUUAAUCACAGGACUGCUGCUUGAAUUGGAACAAACAGAAAACAGCUUCAAACAAUGAAGAUUCACUGUUGAGAGAAUUAUAAACUGGGAUAGAAGUCGGUUGUGGCUGCUGUGGCCUUGAUUUAUUGAACUUAUGAUUUAUAUUUGAUUCUAUCAUGAGGUGGAUUUCCUAAGCAAGCAAGUAAAUUUGGUGGCUAAAUGUGGCUUAUUAAAAUAUUCAGCCACUGUGUGGUUUGUCUAUCAUAUCAAAUUUGCUUCAUAAAAACCUGGCUAACUGCACCUUUGUAAACCAUAACAAAGAUCUAAUUUCUAAUUGUACAAAGCAAAAGUAUGCAGAAAUCUUUGUCAAGUGCCACGUUUUCUAAUACUUUUUCCCAAAGGUCUUUCUAUUUCAUAAAUACCUUGCAUCAAAAUUUGAUGCUUCAUCCUGCUCUCUGUCCUAUUGUGAUCUAAAUCUACUUUUAGAACUAAAUUUACAAGUUGCUGAAUAGUGUAACUAUUUUAUAGGAUUUUUUUAAGGCAUCAGCUGCAGGACUGUACAGCUUUAAAAUUUCUGCCAUAGUAUAAUGUUAAACUGAAUAUUUAAAUGCUUUAUUUAUUAAUCUGCCAAUGGUAUUAAAAAUUAUAUUCAUGGGGGAAAUAAUUGUUAGUUACAUUUGCGUUGCAUUGGUUAGGGUUGUAAGGGAGAAAAAUGUUCUUUCUAAGCUGUUUGUAUGCAUAAGCACAUUGUAGUAUUUAAUUUAGACUUUAAUUCUUACACUUCCUUUGUACAAAGGCACUAUAUAAGCACUUUUUUGUACAACUUUUAAAUUGGAAGGCUUAGCUGUAUAGAUGCCACGGUAGUGUUUUUUUUCAUACAUUUUAAUCUUUUCAUAUGUAUAUUUAAGGUGUUUUUGUACACAUUAAUAGUAUAUUAAUAAAACUGGUGAAAAUUAAUGACAAAUAUACAUAGGUUUCAAAAAACUAGUUAAAAAUUCUCCUGGCUGUUUUAAUCAUAAAUGUGUGGGAACCAUCACGUUUCAUUCAUUAUUUACUUUGGAAUUGAAUAUGGUUUAAUAUGCAACCAGUGAACAUCUUUGGUUAUCAUUUUCAGCUCUACCUCAUCUUCUGAAUGUUAUCCUCCAUUUUCUCGACUUCUAUUUUGGAAUAAUUUCAGUGAAUUUUUCAUAUUUUCAUUCUUAAUAUUAGAUAUCCAUACUCAAGUUUGAAAUUCAAUAAAAUAACACUAAUUAUAGCCAAACAAUUUGAAUUGAUACUUUGUAAUAUGCAUUUGUAAAUAAUGUACAAUAAAGUAUUCAAUGCAAUUCUAAAUUUGUUUCAUAAUCGCUUCAAGUAAACAAGCUAGUCUAUUGUUCUUUUGCAAUAUCACAUGCAGUAGAAAAUAAUGUAACUGUCUGUAGAAAAAAGAUUUUUCUACAGAAGAUUUCUUGAAUUUCAAUACUAACUUUUCUAUUACUUCCCCAUUGCUUGAGCUGGGUGUUAAUUAUACAUGUUGAUGUUUUACCAAAAUAUUACUUAUUAUUUUUGGGGUUUGAAUAAUUGAGUUUACAAACUGAUUUACAAAAAUACUUUACUUGCAUUUUUCAUAUUCACACAUGCAUGCUCAAUAAGUUGGAAUUGUUACCAAUCUACCACACUGCAUAUUUUUCCUUAAAAUGAUUGU